GUCACAUGGUAAGGGCCACACAGAGAAAUGAGAUGCUCUCCACUGACACAACGCCCAAGUAAUAUCUUUAGCCGUGUAGGUCCAUCACUUCCCUGUAUGCGCUCUCCUGUAUGACCAAUAUAGACCAGUAUUUUAGCACACCGUAUAAGCAAAGAAGAAACCAUACCAUCUCACUCUGCUCUGCUGUUUACAAUCUCUUCCUUCUUUCAUUUUCAUUGAUUUCUGCUAUUUCAACCCAGAAAACAUGGCCGAGGUUGCAGGCCUACUUCUCUCCCCCUUCCUCCAAGUAUUCUUCGAAAAAGUUGCUUCUGGUGAGUUUGUUGACUUCUUUCGAAGUCGAAAACUUGACGGUGGACUCUUAAAAAAGCUGGAAAUAGUAUUGCUGUUUGCGAAUGCAGUGCUCGAAGAUGCAGAGGAAAUGCAAUUUACAAAGCCUACGGUGAAAAAGUGGCUUCAUGAGCUGAAAGAUGCCGUCUAUGAUGCAGAAGAUAUCUUGGACGAGAUUCAUACCGAAGUCUUGCGAUGCAAGUUGGAUGAUGAAUUUCAGACUUUUGCAACUAAGGUACGAAAAACCUUCUCUACUUCUCUUAAUCCUUUUGUUAGAGAGAUAGAACCAAAGAUAAACGAUGUGGUCGAGACAUUGGAUCAUCUAGUAAAACGGAAGGAUGCUAUAGGUUUGAAAGAAGGCGUUGGAGUGAAAUCAUCCGGAAGAUCGUCCACUACUUCUUUGGUUAAAGAAUCUGAUAUUUUUGGUAGGACUGAUGACAAGGAGGCAAUAAUUAAUUUGUUGCUGUCAGAUAAUGUAAGUGGCAAUGAGUUGUGUGUGAUUGCUAUUGUUGGCAUGGGGGGACUUGGGAAGACAACACUUGCUCAACUUGUAUACAACGAUGACAAGAUGGAAAAGCAUUUUGAUCUUAAAGCUUGGGUUUGUGUUUCGGAUGAUUUUGAUGUGUUGAAGAUGACGAAAACAAUGUUAGAGAAAUUUGGAUUGUCAGCUGACAGUACUGAUGGUAAAAGUCUAGAUUGGCUUCAAGUUACACUACAGCAGAAACUGACUGGAAAGAAAUUUCUUCUUGUUUUAGAUGAUGUUUGGAAUGAGAAUUAUUCUGAAUGGGAGGCCUUCAGCAACCCCUUUAGAUUUGGGGUAGAAGGGAGUAGGGUGAUUGUAACCACACGGGAGAAGCAUGUUGCAUCAAUCAUGCGCUCUACUGAAAUUCACGAUCUAAAGACAUUACAAGAAGGAUAUUGCUGGUCACUAUUUUCAAAACAUGCGUUUUGUUCUGGAAACUCUGAUGCUCAUCCGGAGUUGGAAGUAAUUGGUAGACAGAUUGUGAAAAGGUGUGAAGGCCUACCCUUGGCAGUCAAGACAAUUGGAGCUCUCUUGUGGUCUGAAGUGGAUGUUAGCGAGUGGAAUAAGAUAAUGAGGAGCGAAAUAUGGGACUUGCGGAAUGAUCAUGUUAUUCCUGCUCUAAGAUUAAGUUACAAAUAUUUGCCAUUACAUUUAAAGCGUUGCUUUGCUUAUUGUUCAAUAUUUUCUAAAGACUAUGAUUUCAAAAAAGGAGAUGUAAUCUUAUUGUGGAUGGCCGAAGGUUUGUUGCCACAAGUGAAAGACAAAACAAUGGAACAAAUUGGUGAUGAUUACUUCGUUGAUCUUGUAUCAAGAUCAUUGUUCGAACAAUCAAGUAUAAAAUAUUUCGAAAUGAGGUUCGGAAUGCAUGAUCUUAUCAACGACUUAGCAAGGUUUGUGUCUGGACAAUUUACCUUUAGGUUGGAGGGUGAAAAUUCUCUCGACAUUGUCAACAAGACACGCCAUGUUUCAUUUUUCAAUAAACUUGGUGGUAAUAGUGAAAAGCUUAGGGCGCUCUACGAGGCCAAGAGAUUGCGUACUUUCCUACCAAUUUAUGAUAAUAAUCCAAUGCCAGUUAGAGAACUCGUGCAUUAUUUGUUGCCUACGCUAAGUUGCUUGCGAGUUUUCUGUCCAUUUGAUCGUUACAAUUUGAUCGAGCUGCCAGAUUCAGUUGGCAAAAUCAAAAGUCUACGAUAUUUGGAUCUUUCUGGAACUUCAAUUAAAAAGAUACCUGAUUCCAUAUGUAAGUUGUGCAAUUUGCAGACCUUGAAAUUACGGUAUUGUGAUAAUCUUACUGUAUUGCCAAGAGACACACAUAAACUCAUCAAUUUGCGCCAUCUUGAUUUUAUUGGUACUCCCAUAAAGGAGAUGCCAGUACAAUUGGGAAGACUAUGUUGUCUUCAGACAUUGACUAAGUUUAUUGUCGGUAAACAAAGUGGAGCGGGCAUAGAAGAGUUGGGAAGACUUGCAAAUCUUGGGGGAAAGCUCCCUAUUUCGGAUCUCCAAAAUGUUGUAUCUCCUAUAGAUGCUUUGGUUGCCAGCAUGAACGAUAAAAAGUAUCUGGAGGAGUUGGAACUAAAAUGGAAUGACGAAGAUAAUAUUUCAGAGAGUCAAAUGGUUGUACUGGAUAAUCUCAAACCCCAUGCAAACUUGAAAAGUCUCUCUAUCAUCGGCUAUGGUGGUAAAAUUUUUCCAGAUUGGAUCGGACAUCACUCAUUUUCUAAUAUAGCAUCUCUCCGUCUAAUUAACUGCAAGUAUAACUCUGUUUUGCCACCCCUUGGGCAGCUACCUUCUCUGCAGUUCCUUUCUAUUGUUCAGUUUGAUGGAAUCGAUGAAGUGGGGCGAGACUUUUAUGGCAAUUGUUCUUCUUCAAAGAAACCGUUUGGAGCCUUGAAAGUUUUGAAUUUUAGAGACUUGCCGAAGCUGGAGAAAUGGUUUGAUUUUGGUGCCGAAAAUGAAGGUGGAGCUUUUACUUAUCUUGAAGAGCUUGAGAUUGUUAACUGCCCCAAGUUAACAGGAGAGUUGCCCAUCCAUCCUUCUUCUUUAUCUAGACUUGUGAUAAAAAAAUGUCCGUUGUUGGUGACUUCACUUCCAAGUGCUGCUACUCUAUGUCAAUUGGAGCUAAGAGAUUGUAAUGAGUUUCUCUUCAUGGAAUUUCCAAAGGGAUUACAGAAACUCGAGAUUGGAGGAUUUGAUGCGCUAGAGUCCAUACCGGAGAGAUUGAUGGACUUCAACAGUUCUUGUCUUGAGAAGUUAAAAAUUAAGGGUUGCCACUCGCUCACAUCUCUGUCCAGUGGUGGUGGUGGUUUACCUUCUACAUUAAAAAUCCUUGAGAUCAAAGAUUGUAGCAAGUUAGAGCUUCCAAUGCACUGGAACUAUUCUUCCCUUGAGAACUUGUGGUUAAAAAAUAGUUGUGAUUCUCUACUGUCCUUUCCAUUAAACUUAUUCCCAAAUUUGAAAUCCAUCGAACUAAAUGGAUGUAGGAAUCUGGUGUCUGUUGAUCUUCCGCAACAACUUGAACUUGAUUUAGUGGCAUUGUCCUCAGUAGAAAUAAAUAAUUGCCCUAAUUUCAUAUCAUUUCCGAAUGGAGGAUUGCGUGCCCCAAAACUUUUGGAAUUUAAAGUCUUCAAUUGUCAAAGUCUGACGUCACUACCUGACAAGAUGCACAUACUCUGUCCGUCUCUUUUGUUGUUGUAUUUAAAGAAUUGCCCAGAAAUUGAGUCAUUCCCUGAAGGAGGCUUGCCUUCCAAACUGAGUUCUAUUUACAUCAUAGACUGUGACAAACUCGUCACCAAUAGAAGGGGAUGGGGAUUGCAGAAUCUCCCCUCCAUUCGAUCCCUUGUAAUCGAAGGCAAUUGUAAAGACGUGGAGUCCUUUCCGGAGGCGGGGUUACCUCCCACUAGUUUGCGUUAUCUUCAAAUCGGUAAAUUUCCAAAUAUGAAAUCUUUGGACUAUAAGGCCCUUCGACACCUCAACUCUCUUGAAUCAUUGAGGAUCAAGUCCUGCCCUAAGUUGAAGUUUAUGCAAGAAGGGUUGCCUGCCUCCAUUUCUAAUCUACAAAUCAGCGGAUGUGCCUUGUUGGAGAAACAGUUGCAAAGCAGAAAAGGAAAAGCAUGGCGCAAGAUUGCUCACAUCCCCCGCAUUUAUAUUAAUGAUAAAUUGAUUUGACCAAGCUACAAGUCUGGCAAGAGUGCCCAAUUUCAGUUAUAUGAUCUACACCACAGAUGGACGACGACAAAGGUUUGUGCCGGUGAUACAUUUUUCUACACAUCUCCUUUUAAAUGUUCUUCCUUAAUACCUGGCGGGGUUUUUAACACGGUCAACUUCCAUUGGCAAUAACGGCCGUCAUGUGCUUCGAAUCAAAUUGUCUAUCGCCAUGGGGAUUCUCUCUCAAGAAGAGUCCUUUCCUUUUGUCAUUGGACAAGGAUUCGCACAGUAAAUUCCCCAGAACUUGAACCAUUUGCUGGAAUAGAAAGACAACCACAAGCAAUUGAAUGAUUGGCCUCAGGUGUGAUAGGAUGGGCAAAAAAGGCUAAGUUAUCAAUGACAGCGUAGCUGUUGAAUGAACCUUGUUAUGAUAGUUGAUGAUAUGUGUCGACAAGUGGCAAGCUACCUACUGUCCUAAAGGCACUUCACAAUUGGAAGCCACUGAGAUGAGAAACUAAAAUUGAUUUUUGAUGGUGACAUUAUCUAUUGAUUACACUAUGCUGGCCUUUAUUGUAGUCAUUCUCUUCUUGGACUAAAUGGAAUAGAGUAAAGAAAUAUGCAUUGCUGAUUCGCUGAUGCAAAAUUUUCAGAUGAGGAUCUGGUAAUUGUUUUGUUUUGAUUGUUCAAUUGUAAAGGACAAUGUGAGAAGGAAAUUUGGUCAAUCUUUCCUUCUAUGCCCACGACAGAAAGCUACUUUGUCUUGAAUGAUCUUUUUAGGCAAUUGGGGUGUUUCUUCUCUUUAAAUUCUGAAACGAGGGUACAACUGAUGUAGAUGUGCUGAACGAACUAGCUCCGUGGAGGAUGUAGUAAUAAUGCUAAGGCUAAGAAUGGCAAGACGUCAGUCACCAUAUGGCAAUAGGAAGGCGUUAGUCUGUGAGAAUGGGUUGUCGUUGAGCAUCCAGUUUAUUCAAGUCAAAAGAGAACACUAUAUCAUAUGUAUGCCCAUUCAGCGAGACAUUGCCUCUUAAAUUUAGGAGACAAUAAUGCUCCAUUCCAAGUGAAGGAUCCCCUCUGUUAAACCUGCAGUGCUCUCCUGUGCAUCAGCUGUACUUGAAGCUUUGGCUCGUAGUUGCAACAUCUUAGAAAGCAAACAAUGAAAGAAAGGAGGCUUCCAUCAAGAUGGUUUGGUUAUCGAAAUGAUGACAACUUUAGGAGUCAUGGAAACAUUAUUGUUGGGAAAGUUGGUGGGGUCGUGGCUCUUGUUAGCCUCUUGGGGAGAUGAUUAAUGUGAGAAACAACAUGAUUUCCAAAGUUGGACACGUGUGGUAAUGCUUAAGAACCAGUGCUGCUAUUGUUGGUCCCAUCCCAUCUUGUUCAGGCUUGCAUGCUCGUGGACAUGGCUAGCAAUCUUGCAUCAGCUGCUUGUAUACCAUUCCCAUUAUUACUCAGUUGAUAUUUGUAAUCUCUGAUAAGUAGAGACUAGAUUUCUCUCACUUUUUCAUACUAGAUUCCUUCCAUUACCUUCUAAAAAUGAUAUUUUAGACGGGUUUUGAAAAUCCCUCUUAAUUGAGAGUUUUUGAACCAUAAAUGUUUGGUGAAAAAUAAAUAAAAAAUUGUCUGAAAUGCUCAAAAUUUUUAACA
Molecule: messenger RNA, 5635 nt
Organism: Carya illinoinensis
Lineage: Eukaryota; Viridiplantae; Streptophyta; Magnoliopsida; Fagales; Juglandaceae
Product: putative disease resistance RPP13-like protein 1
Exons: 7
Coding region: 245-4015 (1256 amino acids)
Biological process (GO): defense response to other organism
Molecular function (GO): ADP binding; protein binding
Source: RefSeq, a predicted model, not a curated record